UGCCGCCCGAGGUCGCGGGCGGCGGAGGGGGCGGUUGUGCCCGUCUCCCUGUUCCCGUCUCCCUGUUCCCUGCUUGCCUGCCUCCCUGCCUGCGGCACCAUGAAAGCCGUGAGCCCCGUGCGGCACCCGAGCCGCAAGGCGCAGCCCGGCGGCGCGGGGCACCCGGCGCUGCGGUGCCUGGCCGAGCACAGCGGCUGCAAGGGGGGCCCGCCGUCGGGCGAGGAGCCGGCCGCGCUCUGCCUGCAGUGCGAUAUGAAUGACUGUUACAGCCGCCUCCGGAGGCUCGUGCCCACCAUCCCGCCCAACAAGCGCGUGAGCAAAGUGGAGAUCCUGCAGCAUGUCAUCGACUACAUCCUCGACCUGCAGCUGGCUCUCGAGACGCACCCGGCGCUGCUCCGGCCGCAGCCGCCGCCGCCGCCCGCGCUGCACCCGGGACCCUGCCCCGCUGGCACCGCCAGGACGCCGCUCACGACCCUCAACACCGACCCGGUAAGAGGCUGGCUCCGUUAACAAGCCGGGGGACAGCAUCCUGUGCCGCUGAGCGCCGCUCCCCAGGUGCGCGGCCGCCGACGGAGGCACCGCGGGGGCGGCCG
Nothoprocta perdicaria is the source of this 593-nucleotide messenger RNA. It is a transcript of the gene ID4, whose product is annotated as inhibitor of DNA binding 4, HLH protein. Gene Ontology annotation, molecular function: protein dimerization activity; transcription regulator activity. The transcript has 3 exons. Gene Ontology annotation, biological process: negative regulation of transcription by RNA polymerase II; circadian regulation of gene expression; cell differentiation. Bases 100 to 510 code for a protein of 136 amino acids. Gene Ontology annotation, cellular component: cytoplasm; nucleus. The record is from RefSeq and is a predicted model, not a curated record. Lineage: Eukaryota; Metazoa; Chordata; Aves; Tinamiformes; Tinamidae.